AUGCACUUGAAUCCUGUUUUCUUCUGCAGGACGCAUUUGCAUACUGCUUAUUCUUUCUUCUACAUUAAUGCAUACAGCCUUGUCAAAAUGUUUGUUCCGUGUGUGUCGUUUAUUGGGAGCAGGUCAUUGACGACCUCAUGGGUGCUAGUUGAUGCAGACCUCACUUCGGGAUGGCAGCUGUUGGAUAGCAAUGGCUCGUGGUGCCGGCGAUUUCACGUCAUAAUCUGCGUUGGUUCACCUUCACAUCAUGUUACGAUGACCACGUCUGUCUCCAUUUCAAUGCUGCGGCGAGUAUACGAAAAGAAACUCCAGACCAAUCUGUCCAUCAUCUACAAAUGUUGCCGAACACCCCCGUUGAUUAUGAGCUCCGUCGUUGCCAAAAGGGGAGCUCCCGUCUGGUCGGAGAUUUGGAGCUUCAGGGCAAACAUCGAUCGAUAUGCGCCGUCAGCGCAGGCGGGUGCCGCAUGGCUCAAGUGCAGCGGCGAGCUUCGUCUAGCAGCGCGCUUCUCAUUGGCGGGUCGUCUAGACGAGAGGUGCAUAUGCGGGUCCCCUGCAGCCGAGGAAGCUCCCGAGAAGGUUAGAGUCGAUACUUGUCAUUUGCACGUAGGGGCCACACAAAAACAAGUACCUCCAAUUUCAACUCUGUUCGUGACCCUUGACUACCGGCAGAAAGGGGGCAAACACAAAUGUCAACAAAAUUUUGAGUGGCAGAAGGCAGGCGGCAAGGGCCCAAUCGAAAUCCGAGGACACACUGCCAAGUUUGACGUGAAGCCGUCCGGGUCUGAGACUCUCAUCUUCCCGUCCUGCACGCCACCCCUCGACGCCUCGUCUGGUCGUACUCGGAUUCUCCGUCCCAGACCGCCUCCACGUCCCCGAUUGUCUAUCUCAGCUACACGAGAGGUGCAUGACCCCACGCUGAAGAUUUCUGUUAGUCGAAUUGUGAUUUCUCUUUCCCUCUCUGGCUUGGAACCAUUUCGCGAAGCAAUUGGAUCUGUUGCGAAUACAUCAGACGACACUUUGGCGCACUCCCCUUUGCCAACUUUGUCGCAAACCGAAACCAUGGCCGCCCUUGUUUCCUCUCCCAAUGGGAAGAAGGAGCUCUUUGAGGGCAUGGUCGAGACCCCUCGGCGUGUUUCUUCUAGACGCAAGUCUCCCGAGGCCGCCACCGGCGCAGAGGUUACCGAGUCGAAGCCGCAACCCCGUGCCCCGAGACGACGCACCACGGGAAAGUUCCGCGAGGAGCUCGACGACGAGGCAGAGACGGCACCGGCGAACGGCAAGGCCGACUUUGACGAAUCCCUGACCAACGGCCACACCAAUGGCCAUGCCAACGGAUACACCAAUGGACAUGUCAAGGAGGAGCCCAUCGCCAACGGCCACAGCAAUGGUUACGCCCAGGUGAAGGUUGAGACAGCGACCAACGGGCAUGCCGCCACGCCCAAGGAGGAUGCCCAGCCGACGUAUAAGAAGGGCACCAUCAUCGACGGCUGGGAGGUCGGUACGGACCCCAAGAUCGAUGCCUCGGGCGAGUUCGAGUUCGGAGGCAGCAUUGGCACCAUGUCGCUGAUGAUCGGCUUCCCUCUGCUCAUGUGGUACAUGUGGAUUGGAGCCACCUACUAUAAUGGCGGCGUCCCUACCCGUGAGCAGGGCCAGAGCUGGGGCGAGUUUGCCCGUCAUCUCGUGGACCUUGUCUACACCGGCGCAUUCCCCUCUCUGCGCGCCUGGCGCAUCUACUGGACCUUCUUCACCUUCGAGGGCAUCUGCUACUGUGUGUUGCCCGGUGUCUGGGCCUGGGGCAAGCCUCUGGCUCACGAGAACGGCAAGCAGCUCAAGUACUUCUGCAACGCCUACGUCAGCUUCUACUUCACGAUUGCGGUCAUGGCCGUCCUUCACUUCACCGGACUGUUCCCUCUCUACACCUUCCUCGACGAGUUUGGCCCCCUGAUGUCUGUGGCUAUUCUCAGCGGCUUCCUCGUGGCCUUUGUUGCCUACUUCUCCGCUCUCUGGAGAGGUGCCCAGCACCGCAUGACCGGCUACCCCAUCUACGACUUCUUCCUUGGCGCCGAGCUGAACCCCCGCAUGUUUGGCAUCUUGGACUUCAAGAUGUUCUUCGAGGUUCGCAUUCCCUGGUUCAUCCUCUUCGGUCUCAGCUGCGGUGCUGCCGCCCGCCAGUACGAAAAGUACGGCUACGUCUCUGGCGAAGUGCUCUUCCUGGUUAUGGCCCACUACCUCUACGCCAACGCCUGCGCCAAGGGUGAGCAGCUCAUCGUUCCGACCUGGGACAUGUACUACGAGAAGUGGGGCUUCAUGCUCAUCUUCUGGAACCUUGCUGGUGUCCCUCUCUCGUACUGCCACUGCACCAUUUUCCUGGCCAACCACCACCCUUCCGAGUACAAGUGGAACCCCAUCGCGCUCGGCUUCCUCUUCGUCUCAUACCUCUUCGUCUACUGGAUCUGGGACACCACCAACAGUCAGAAGAACGGUUUCCGCGCCCAGGAGCGCGGCCAGCUCGUCGCCCGCAAGACCUUCCCCCAGCUCCCGUGGCAGACGGUCAAGAACCCCAAGACUAUUACCUCGGACAAGGGCGAUGUCAUCCUCGCUGACGGCUGGUACGGCUACGCCCGUAAGAUCCACUACACGUGCGAUGCUUUCUUCGCCAUCUGCUGGGGUCUGAUCACGGGCUUCAAGAGCCCUUUCCCCUGGUUCUACCCCGUCUUCUUCUGUGGCAUGAUUGCCCACCGUGCUGCCCGCGAUAUCCACCGCUGCCGCCAAAAGUACGGUGAUGCCUGGACCCAGUACGAGCGCGAGGUUCCCUACCUCUUCAUCCCCUACGUCAUCUAA
Messenger RNA from Colletotrichum lupini, 2841 nucleotides. Its product is annotated as ergosterol biosynthesis ERG4/ERG24 family protein. Gene Ontology annotation, biological process: ergosterol biosynthetic process. Gene Ontology annotation, molecular function: Delta24(24-1) sterol reductase activity. Bases 1 to 2841 code for a protein of 946 amino acids. The transcript is spliced from 10 exons. Gene Ontology annotation, cellular component: endoplasmic reticulum membrane. Lineage: Eukaryota; Fungi; Ascomycota; Sordariomycetes; Glomerellales; Glomerellaceae. The record is from RefSeq and is a predicted model, not a curated record.